CCGCUUCCCCAUGAUCAGCAAUACCAACAGCAUGGAUGACUUCGAGACUGAGGAAGACGAGCCCUGGUAUGAUCAGCAGGACUUGGAACAAGACCUGCAUCUUGCGGCAGAAUUGGGCAAAACCCUUCUCGAGCGAAACAAGGAGUUGGAAGAUUCGCUGCAGCACAUGUAUGCAACCAACCAGGAGCAGGUCCAGGAGAUUGAGUACCUCAGUAAACAGCUGGAGAUGCUGCGGCAGAUGAACGAGCAGCAUGCCAAGGUGUAUGAACAGCUGGAUGUGACCGCCCGUGACCUGGAACUCCACAACCAGAGGCUGGUGCUGGACAGCAAGGCAUCGCAGCAGAAGAUAGACCGGUUGACAGAAACAAUUGAAAGUUUACAGAGCCAGGUGGAUGCUCUGCAGAGCCAGGUGCAAGAAAUGAGGAACAUGGAUCAAUUGCGAGUCCGCAGGGAUAAACGGGAACGCCGGAAAACUAUCCACACGUUUCCGUGCCUGAAGGAACUGUGCGCCGUGCCCAGGUAUGGCUGUCAGGAGGAGACGCUGCCGGGGACCGGGAGCCUGGCUGAGCCUGAGCACAAGCGCCUGGAGAAGGAAAAUGAGAGGCUGCGGCUGACGGCGAACGCCCUGAGGCUGCAGAUCAGCCAGGAGAGGCAGCGCAAGGAGGCGGCGGAGCGGGAGUGCGCAGCCGUGCUGGGUGAGUACACGGAGCUGGAGCGGAGGCUGGGCCAGAUGGAGAGCUGCAAGCUGAGGGUGCGGGAGCUGGAGGCCGAGCUACAGGAGCUGCAGCAGAUGAAGCAGGUGAAGCGGUACCUGCUGAGUGGCGAGGACCGUCUGUCAGAGGCCCUACUCGAACCCCUCAACAACGCGCCUGAGUCAGAUGACGGGGUCCCGGCAGACGACGAUGACGAUGACGACACCGCUGCCACGGAGCAGGGCUGCGUGAGAAAGAGCUGCAGCGACACUGCGCUGAGCGCCAUCAUCGGUCGCGAUGACGUGAGCCGCCACGAGGGCAACUACACGCUGCACGCCAACAAUGUCCGCAAGCGGGGCAUGUCGAUCCUGCGGGAGGUGGACGAGCAGUACCACGCCCUGCUCGACAAGUAUGAGGAGCUGCUGGGAAAGUGCCGGCGCCACCAGGAGGGCCUGCGCCACGCGGCCGUGCAGACCUCGCGGCCCGUCUCCCGGGACAGCUCCUGCCGGGAUUUCCUGCUCGAGUGCCUGGAGGUGGACCUGAAGGCCCCGGACAAGAGCCUCAGCCUGAGCCAGCAGGUGGAGGCGGCCGACAAGAGGCUGGGCCACUCUCAGCCCGAGUACAAGGCCCUCUUCAAGGAGAUCUUCUCCCGCAUCCAGAAGACCAAGGCCGACAUCAGUGCCAGCAAGUCCAAGAGCCGGGCCUCCAACUGACCGAGACCGUGAGGCAGAGCGCCAUCUUGGAGCACCGUCCAAUAGAAGAUGCUCAUUCUGAAUCCUCUAUGCCAAUUGGAAGGCAGCUGUUUGAUAGGAAUGUCUGGGUAUGGGCCUGUUGCAUUAAGCCGACCCGACAGUGGUCAGCUUCCCCCUCCCCACAAGCUUGCAGACAGACACGUCUUUCUGAGGCCACAAACGUUCACUUUUCAAGAUGUUUGGUAUUCUCAGGGUGACACACGCGCGCUUACACUCCAUCUUGUCUUGCCAUGAAGGAGCCCUGUUGUCCUGUCACCAUGGUGAUGCUACCCUCUCCCAUUCCUGAAUCACAGGCCCACUUGUGUUUUUUCCUGAAUGCGGUCUGUUUCAGUGUUACUCCAGGAUCAGCUCUCAUCGGCUGCUCAUUCUGAACUUCAGUGCGUUCCUUGUAAGGGAAUGUGCCUGUUUAUGGCACCCAGACAGUCGCCUCCUUUGAAACCACCUACUAGUAAAGCAGUCAUCAUCUUCAGAGGCUGUAGGGUUCUUAAACCACAGGAAUGUGCUUCAGACAUUGGUGCUUGGUAUAAGAUAUGGGGGUUAGUGCUUCUGACAGGUUGGCUGACAGAAGAUCGAACUUGCAUGUCCAGGGACCAUUGCUGUUCAGUGCAACCCACUGUCCUCUAUGUAUUACCACUUGGUUUUGGCACAGAGUGAGCUGUUACUGUGUUUACACAGUUUGUUACUUGACUUAAUGAUCUGACCACCUGUGUGUGGGUCCUGCUAAUGUGACUGUUGAUGGGUUUGGUGGGUGGUUGGGGUGGGUUGACGAGGGUUGUCGGUGCUGUGGGAGGCAGGGAGGGGGUUUGAGGGGACACUAUGCAAUAAUGUAAUUGCUUUCACAAAUGUAAUUCUAUGUCUGGGGUGGGAGGGAGAUGCAGUAAUUUGGCUUUUGGACCUGGUUCCUGCGCUCUCUCGUGCAUGAAGAUUUGGUCUGGUGUGUUUUAUCUCUGCCUUCACUACUUGUUGGUAUCUGAUGGGUUUCAUGGUCAAGAGUUUCUCUGUCAUUUGCUCCCUCUCUCUCCCGAAGUUGCUGUCUUUCAUUGAGCUAACCCAGUGGCUGAGCCCUGACAGUGAGGGUGGCACUGCAGAUGGAGAAUAUUUAACCAGACUUCUGUUUCAAAUCUCUGUCCGGCGUCACUGUCUUUCCACUUACAUUGAGAAGUUCGCAGUCAAUCCCAGCUUCUGGGCUAAUGUAGUUCCGUUUUCACUGUGUUAAUGGUGCUUGUAUUUCACUCAAUGUGCAAUACUUUCUAAUUGACAGUAUUCUGUGUAAUUUAGCACUGUCUUCCCAGAGACAAUGUGGUGAAAUUUGAGGAAAGGGGCCCUUUUGGGCCUUUGCUGAAAACAGACUCUAGCCCAGCCCAGCCUUCUGAGGUCACUGCCCUCACAUAGUGGAGAGAUGUUUGGAAAAGGCCUUGUGGUUUGGGGGUGGAGUGGGCCUUCUGCUCCACAGGUCAGUGAGGGCCCUGGAGGAAGCGAGAGCCUUAUGAUAUCCCAAACCAUCUUGGGGAAUGGGCGACACCAGUAAACAUGGAGCUACUAUCUCCAUGCUAAUUACAGCUUCACAAGCCCCCUUUAUCUUCUCUGAAUCCUCUGGGGGGGACUCAGGGGACUGGCUCAGUGCACUGUGUUGGGUGGCGAAGCUUUAUCCAUUCCAUAAGCCAGGAGCUCCCCAUUAGCCCAGGCAGUGGAUGUCCCAUUACCCUGCUCCAUUGAGGUCUUCUCUCGCAUGCUUCUGAGAAAACGAGGAGAUUUGGCACAGGAUGAUUUCACUCCCUGGGCUGAUCCCUGUCCGAGCAGAAUUCUGAAAGCAAGGAAUCUCGGGGCCCCAUUUGCUGCUGCAGUGCGAGCUAGUGGCUGACAUUGCAGAGACAUGGGACCCUGUGUCAACUAUUUUCACUGCCUGGCACUUCCUGUAGGUUCAGGGGCAGAAACAAACCCAGAGGCUGAGUCACAUGGUGCAAAAAGGGGGUUGCUUGAGGCUCCAGCCCCCAUUGUUUAGUCUGUUUGUAUGUUUUACAGCUUCCACUGUGGUUGUGGAGGCUCGACUGAAUGGCCUGAGCUUGGAGGUGAAGAACACGGUGGUCAAAUAGAACCAGUUCAAAUUGACAUUUCCCAGUGUUUGCCUGGGGCUGAAGGAUUGGGAGCUGGUGAGUGCGGAAUCCAAUCAAGAAGAUACUCAGUGGUGAUGUGUGGAUGCUGUAGUGUGUGAGGGGUCCUGGAUGUUGAUUCUGCUCCUUCUCCAUGACAUGAGGGUAACACAUGUUACAGAUAAGUGCCAAAACCAUAUUUAAAACAUUUUUUGUUUAAAAAAGCUAUAAUUUCAGAAUAAGUACUAAACCUCUUGGUCCUUGUUUGAUUUGGAGAUUAAAAGGAGAUAUUGCUGUUA
Molecule: messenger RNA, 3833 nt
Organism: Stegostoma tigrinum
Lineage: Eukaryota; Metazoa; Chordata; Chondrichthyes; Orectolobiformes; Stegostomatidae
Gene: cdr2l
Product: cerebellar degeneration-related protein 2-like
Exons: 5
Coding region: 11-1405 (464 amino acids)
Source: RefSeq, a predicted model, not a curated record